Nasonia vitripennis (jewel wasp) is the source of this 708-nucleotide messenger RNA. RefSeq lists its product as uncharacterized. The transcript is spliced from 5 exons. The coding region runs from base 1 to 708 and encodes 235 amino acids. The record is from RefSeq and is a predicted model, not a curated record. NCBI's taxonomy places the organism in Eukaryota, Metazoa, Arthropoda, Insecta, Hymenoptera, Pteromalidae.
AUGGCAGAGGUAAAAAGUGUAAGCAGCAGCAGCAUGAAUGCUCUGAAAGAGAGGAUCGUGUGGCUCCUCAACAACGGUUCAUCAGUUUUAAUGCUGAUGGACUGUUUGACUUGGGCGGCGAAUGCUGUCUCGGGAUUGCCUCCACUACCUUCGACUGCUGCGAUGCAGCAACAAUUCCAAAGCAACAAUGCUUCAUCAGAGCAGGCAGCAACACCAAGGCAUGUAUCAGCAGGAAAGAAGAUCAUGAGACCUCAUACACCGAGAGUGAGGUCGAGCUCUAGCUCCAGCUCCGGCUCCAGCUCCAGCUCCGGCUCCAGCUCCAGCUCCGGCUCCGGCUCCAGCUCUGGCUCCGGCUCCAGCUCCGAUUCCACCUCCAGCUCGAGCUCAAAGCGCUCAUCAAGAAAGCGCAAAUCUAAUGUUGAAGCAGUCAGUGAACAAAGAGGAGAAGAAAAGAAGGAACGAAGAGAUGCGCCUUUGUCGUUAAAAUUCAAAAAACUGUCUCAACAAUCAACCCAACAGCAUCAAGCAAAUCAGCCGAUACCACUUCAGCAACAACAGCAACAUCAGCAAUAUCAGCAAUAUCAGCAAUAUCAACAACAGCAGCAGCCACCUUAUCGUCCACAACCGCGUGUGGUGCAAGAUAGUAUGCUGGCUGAUGAGCCAAUGAUUGUAUACGACAAAAACAUGAUUGUGAGAAAAUUUAAAUAA